Lucilia cuprina (Australian sheep blowfly) is the source of this 4676-nucleotide messenger RNA. RefSeq names its product rab GTPase-activating protein 1-like (gene GAPcenA). Lineage: Eukaryota; Metazoa; Arthropoda; Insecta; Diptera; Calliphoridae. The record is from RefSeq and is a predicted model, not a curated record. The coding region runs from base 592 to 4263 and encodes 1223 amino acids. The transcript has 9 exons.
AAAUCGCAAAAAUAAAAGAAAUAUUUUUUCCUCUCCACGAUUAAUAUUAAACAAUAACAAAAAUUCCAAAUAUUUAUAAACAAAAUAAGCAAACGUAUGUGAAUAUUGGUAAUAAGUUGGUUAAAUGUGCAAAUAAAAAGAAAUAGUUAAAAGAAUUUUGCAAAUGAAAUGAACGAAUUCUAUACGUAAGAUUGAAAAUUUUACAAACCCCCGAGGAGGUAAUUGAUUGUCACAUCAUACCCCACUUACAUACAAUACUUUUUUUAUUAUAACUCAACACAAUACUAGUGAAAAUAAUAAAAAAAUAACACAAACAAUAGGAAGGCGAGCGAUUCGUCAUCGAUUUACCAAAAAGGUUGAAAAAGGAAUACAUUUUUUUUAAAUUCCUACAAUAUUCCCUAUAAUUACUAAUGUAUACAAUGUAAAACAAUUAUAAUGUGGUAAACAUGUUUAAAAUAAUGCAAUUUGCAAUGUUUAAUUUGAAAUAAUAGAAAAUAAAAGUGAAUAAUUUGCAUAUUAAGAAAAACUUCUCCGUCUCUUCUUGAGACCUCUAGAAAUUCAUUUAUUGUCAUUUACGCCAUAUAUACGAACAUGGAUGAUAAUUUAAGUACGAAAUCCUCGGAAUCAUCUAUAACCACAAGUGGAGAAUAUGAAAUUGUUACCGAUAGCAAUUUAACAACACCACUUGAUAUACAACCAUCAUUGGAUAUUGCCAAUAAUCGUAAUAUUUCGGAUAUACAAAAUGCUAUGACUGAUGCUUUAAAAGAGUUGGAAUCUGAGAAAUCAGGGGAAGUAAGUAGUGGUCUGGGUGUUUCGAAUAAUAUAAAUCUUAAGAAUAAAUCGCUUACAUUGCCCUUAAUGGGCACAACGAGUCCAGCAUUGUUAGUACCACACGAUAAAUCGACAACAGCUACAGUUUUAGCGAUGAAAACUCAAACAAUACCACCACGUUUAGCUGUCAAAGAUGUCACCACCGCUAACAACAGCAAUAACACACCAACACCUAAAAGUGAUGAAUCGAAUUCAGAACUAAAUCGUGUUGGUCAAUCGGUAUUUUAUGAUUGUAUUGAUGCGAAUACUGGUGGGAAUAUGUCCGCAAAUAUGACAGUGCGUACAAGCGGAGAUGGCGGAGGUGUUGAUUUGGAUGAGAAACAAGAUGUUAUGAAACCCGAAAGAAAUGAUACCGAUGAAGAAAUUUCCGAAAUAGAUCAAGGUUGCACCAUAUUUUCUGGUGUCACCUAUUUGGGUGCAGCCAAUAUAAAUGCUCCGAAAUCAGAGCUGGAUGUUUAUCGUAUAAUGAGUGAACUAAAUAAUGGCACUGCUUCGAAUGGUCUCAAAAUUUCCAUUAGUAUACCGAAUUGUUCGGAUGGUUUGGUUGUAUUGCAUGAUGCCGAUAGUAAUACAAUAAUAGCCACUUAUGAAAUACAAAGUAUUAUAUUGUAUUUUCGUGGACCUAUUGAGACAGUGGAACAUGGAUGUUUUGCUUUUACCUGGUUGCAUGGUGAUUCUUUAUUUCAGUGUCAUGUUUUUCGUUGCCAUAUACCCGAAGCGGUUAAUCAAGUUAGCGCCUGUUUCCAAAAGGCCUUUCAGACUUAUCCACCUAGCAUGACUUGUAGUCUUACCUCUGCUGUGGACAGUAAUAUGAUGAAUUCCAUAACAUCGGAUAUAAGUGGUAAUCCCUUAAAUACAGCCGGUUAUGAAUUUUUAGUUUCUUUGGAGAUACGCGAAAAGGUGGCUAAAAACUCCUAUACACCAGUGCCCCGUGAUCGUCAUUGUUUUAAAUUAAGGGCCAAUACAGAUAAAGAAGUCUAUAUAACCGUCAAGCAAACUCCCUCGACUGUUUUACAGCCCUUAUUGAUUGAACGUUGUUUUGGUGUAUUAUUAAGUCCCGGCAAGCUGGUGAGACAAGCUGAUAUGCAAUUGAUUGAUAUGAUAACCAUGGGCUAUAUACAACCAACGUCAGCUGCUGCUUCCAGUGCAAGUGGCAAUGGCAGUAAUAUAACGGCUGCAGCUAAUGGUGAUGCUCCUGCUUCACUAACACCGUUAUGUUUAAAUCCCUAUCAUAUUCGUGCAGAAUGGAAGGCUGGUGAAAAAGCUUUUGAACAAUUUAAUGUGGAAACUUCUAAGACUUUCUUAACUGUGGCCGUUGAUAUAGUUAUACGUGGCAUACAGGAGCCCGUAAGAUUUGUUAUGGAAACUCCUGUUAGCAUACAGUCUGCUAGUGAAUUGCGCAUAAUGGAUCAUUUUAUUUCAAAGCGUCCCAUGACUUUGCGUUUCUAUUUACACUUGAAACGCACUACGGAUGAGUAUAGCUGGAAGGUCAGCUCUAUAGAUCCCUCUGAAGAGAUAACCGAACCACCACAACAGUCAACAUCUUCUUCAUAUUUACUUAAAUUUGGCAUGAAUAAUUUGUCACGUAUAGUACGCUCCGCUUCGAUUGCCUCGAUUGAAGAUGACUGUCCCACUGAUCCAGAAGAUUUGUCAGAUGGCGAUGAACCAUUAUUGAGUGGUACUGGUGAAGUUUCUAAAGAUUGCUCACAAGAUACUCUAGACGAAUGGGAUCCGGUACUUAAGGAAUGGGAUGGUGAGAAACGUCCCAAAAAUCUAGCGCCUUUAGUACGUCUUGGAGUACCGGAGGCUUUGCGUGAAAUGAUUUGGAAGAAAUUGGCGGGAGUAGAAAAUAAAACCGAAAUGCUCGAUAUGUAUAAGAAUUUAAUAACCAAAGAAACCAAAUGUGAAACUGUUAUACAGCGCGAUAUACAUCGCACAUUUCCAGCUCAUAAAUGCUUCAAAGAAAGUGGUGGUUCCGGUCAAGAUGCUCUUUUUAAAGUAUCCAAAGCCUAUGCGGUAUAUGACAGUGAAGUGGGCUAUUGUCAAGGUUUGAGUUUUAUAGCUGCUAGUUUAUUGCUACACAUGCCCGAGGAGGAUGCUUUUUGUGUUUUAGUAUCUUUAAUGUAUGACUACAGUCUACGUGAUCUCUAUAAACAAGGCUUUGAGGUGUUAUAUCUACGUCUUUAUCAACUGGAACGUUUAAUUAAAGAUCAUUUGCCCAAACUUUAUGAACAUUUCCUAAAUUGUGGCAUUGAAACUCAUAUGUAUGCUUCGCAAUGGCUUUUGACUCUAUUCACAGCUCGCUUUCCUCUAUGUUUUGUAUUCCAUGUACUCGAUGUAUUCCUUUUGGAUGGUAUUCCUCUACUAUUUCAAGUUGCUCUCACUUUACUAUCGAUAUGUGAAAAUGAUUUGCGCCAAUUAGAUUUUGAGGGCAUUCUCAAAUAUUUCCGUGUUACUUUGCCCAAAAAAUGUCGCAGUUCUAGCCAGGCUAGACGUAUUAUGAAAAUGGCUUGUGAUCGUAAGAUUAAAAAGUUAAAACAAUAUGAAGAUGAAUUUAUGCAAAAAAAACAGAAUGAAGAGCGCAUAGAGAAAGAGGCUCAAAUUUAUGAGAAUCGUUUUGGCGGUGAAAGACGCAAGUUACAGGGGGAGAUAAAUGAGUUGCAACAGAAAUUAGCUGAAGCUAAUGAACGUGCCAUUGAGAAGGAGAAGAAACAUACGGGUAUUAUACAGGAUUAUAAGCAAAUUAUACAACGUUUAGAGCAGGAUAUGACGACAUUGAAUGAGACUUUGGGAGCAGUGAUGACCACUGUAUCCAAAUGUCAAAAUUGUUCACAACACAUUGAACAGGACAACCACGCUAACAGUGUGACAACAACAACAAACACCAAUGAUAAUAUGUCUCUAGCAAACAGUAAUAAAAAUGCUAAUGAACCACCAUUGGGACCAUUAGAUCCCCUGCACUCAGCCCUGCAACGUAUACGUGAGCUAGAAUUAGAAUUGGCACAAGCUAAACUGGCUCAAGUAGAAGCCGAAUGUAAAAAUCAAGAUUUAAAUCAUCAAUUAAGUACGACUAUAACUGAAAUGCAAUCAAAUCGUAAUAGUUGGCAACCAUGGUUUUCGAAAACUUUAAAUACGUUACAAGAGAAAGUCUCAACGCGUGGCAAUCGGGAUGCACAAACAACAGCGACAUUUCAGUCAUAUAUGUCGGCAACAGGAAGUGAAUCGAAUUCGCCAUCAGGUCAUCAGGAAUUUAAAGCAUUUUCUGUUACCAGCUCACCUAAAAUGCCAGUUAAAUUUCAAACAGCACGUUUACGCAGUAGUAUUGAUAGUUUACGUAAUAUAGUGGUUCCUUUGGAAAAUUCUGGUAAAAAUUUAUUAAAUGAAACCUUAAAACAACAUCAACAACAACAGCAACAGCAGCAGCAACAGUAAAUUCAUAUUUAAUAAGCAUACAGCAAACAAAAGUAACAUUCCACACUGAAACAUAGAUUGAAAACAUAAAAAUUUUGCAGACAGACAGUCAAACAUACAAACAUUGAAAACUAUGUACUAGUACACUUAAGGGCAAUAUUUAAUAAAUGUGAUUAAGUAAUUCAAUUCUCUCCAAUAACCACCAUUAUAAUAAUAAAACAUUAACAAAGCUGUUAGAAGGUAUGAAAUAUUUAACAAAAAAUUAUUAAAAUAUCUAGAAAUAUAUUGUAUAUUAAGGCUUAAUAAUUUGUUUUAAAACAACAACAAAAUUAUUGUCCUUUAUUUCCCAGCAGAGUUUUUUUAGUUAAAGUUUAUUAUUUAAAAAAAUUAUUUUCUAAAGAAUUUAAGGAAAAAAGUAAAUAACAAAAAUUUUU